This is a messenger RNA of Eruca vesicaria subsp. sativa (arugula), 277 nucleotides long. Lineage: Eukaryota; Viridiplantae; Streptophyta; Magnoliopsida; Brassicales; Brassicaceae. The record is from the annotation of a GenBank genome assembly.
AUAUUAUGGAGGUUGGGCUGCCACCAACAUCUACUUUCUAGGUUAUGCAGGUGUUGUGAAGUUUGGUAAUCAGCGUAUUGGAGGCCUUUCUGGAAUUUACAAGGGGAGAGAUUUCCGUUUAGCAAAUGAAGUAGAAGCAGAAGGUGGACCUUUUGAAGUUUUAUACGAUGAAGAGUGGUUAGCAAUAACACGGAAGUUCAAUUCUAUAUUCCCGCUAACACAGACACCAGCGAGUUUCAGCUCUGUGACAAUGAAUAUACAAGAGAGCCAUGAGUGA